GGAUAAUGAUGUGAACAAUCCUGAGUCUCAGCUGAAACUUUUAUCAGAUUUUGGGUUAAAAACUGAACACACUGAUGAAGCCCGGGAGUCUUCACCCAGCAGGGUCUCUGAGUCAAGUGUGAACAGGGUCCACAACAAAAAUGGACUGAAGCCAUUUAGUUGUGAUGUUUGUGGGAGAAUGUUCAAUCAUAAGGGACAUUUUAAAAGUCAUAUAAGAAUCCACACAGGACAGAAGCCCUUUUUUUGUCAACUGUGUGAACGAAAGUUUAGCGAAAAUGGAGAUUUAAGCAGACACAUGAAAAUUCACACAGGACAGAAGCCCUUUUCUUGUGAUCUGUGUGAAAAAAGGUUUACUGAAAAGAGUAAUUUAAAAAAACACAUGAUGACCCACACAGGACAGAAGCCAUUUUCUUGUGAUCUAUGUGGCCGACAGUUUAAAAGAAGGGAAAGUUUAAUCGGACACAUGAAGAUCCACACAGAACAGAAGCCGUUCUCUUGUUAUCUGUGUGAAAAAAGGUUUACUGAAAAGGGAGAUUUAAAGAGACACAUGAAAAUCCACACAGGACAGAAGCCCUUCUUUUGUGAUCUGUGUGAAAAAAGAUUUUCUGAAAAGAGUAAUUUAUACAGACACAUGAUGAUCCACAGAGGACAGAAACCCUUUCCUUGUGAUAUGUGUGAAAAAAUGUUUACUGAAAAGAGUAAUUUAACCAGACACAUGAUGAUCCAUACAGGACAGAAGCCAUUUCUUUGUGAUCUGUGUGAAAAAAGGUUUACUGAAAAGAGUAAUUUAAAAAAACACAUGAAACUCCACACUGGACAGAAGCCAUUUUGUUGUGAUAUAUGCGGCCGACAGUUUACAAGACGGGACAGUUUAAACGGACACAUGAAAAUCCACAGAGCAGAAGCCAUUGUGACCUGUGUGACAAAAGAUUUACAAAAAAGAGUAAUUUAAACAGACACAUGAACUCUGCACAGUACAGAAGCCAUUUUGUUAUUUGUUUGACCAUAUGUUUACCAGUAAGGCCAAUUUAAACAAACGCAUGACAAUCCACGAUGUGGGGGACAAAAGUAAUUUAAAAGAACUCGUAGGCAAGAAGCCACACACAUACUAAUAUAUUUCAAUUUAUUUUUACAUGCCUGAAUCUGGUAAUGAACAACAUAAUUUCAUUAGUUUUGAC
Messenger RNA from Nematolebias whitei (Rio pearlfish), 1178 nucleotides. RefSeq names its product gastrula zinc finger protein XlCGF8.2DB-like. The coding region runs from base 179 to 952 and encodes 257 amino acids. The transcript has a single exon. The record is from RefSeq and is a predicted model, not a curated record. NCBI's taxonomy places the organism in Eukaryota, Metazoa, Chordata, Actinopteri, Cyprinodontiformes, Rivulidae.